This is a messenger RNA of Exophiala bonariae, 1602 nucleotides long. RefSeq lists its product as uncharacterized. Bases 1 to 1602 code for a protein of 533 amino acids. The record is from RefSeq and is a predicted model, not a curated record. The transcript has 9 exons. Gene Ontology annotation, cellular component: membrane. Gene Ontology annotation, molecular function: carbohydrate:proton symporter activity. Lineage: Eukaryota; Fungi; Ascomycota; Eurotiomycetes; Chaetothyriales; Herpotrichiellaceae. Gene Ontology annotation, biological process: transmembrane transport; carbohydrate transport.
AUGGGGAAGUUAAUCCCAAAUGCUUUCAACCUUGCAGUUGUUGUCUAUGUGGCCCUUGGGUCCACCGCCUGCUCUUAUGGCAUGGCCAUCAUUGGCUCUACCAUUGGACAGCCAAGCUUCUAUACCUCUCUCAAGCUUGCCCCUGCUGGCGAACCUGGCUAUUCCCGCACCGCAGAAUAUAUUGGCGCCUUUAACGGUGUGAAUGCCGCCGGGUCGGCGAUUGGAUGUGUCGCAUGCUCUUACCUUGCCGACAAGUUCAGUCGGAAGAAGACUAUACAGUGGGCGGCAAUGGUUCUAUCGAUCGGUGCUGCCAUCUGUGCCGGAUCUGUCAACAAUGGCAUGUUCAUGGCUGGCCGCGUUAUCAACGGCCUCGGAAUCGGCGCCUUGGUCACGGCGAUCCCAAUGUAUCAAGCUGAGGUCUCGACCCCCGAAUCGCGAGGUUUCAUGGUCUCCAUGCAUGGCGUCAUGUUUGCCGUCGGAUAUUCACUUUCAGCAUGGCUUGGCUUCGGCGUGUCAUUCAUAUCUACCAGCGGAUCGCCAUCUUCGUUUCCUUGGAGAUUCCCGAUCGCUUUCCAAAUGGUGCCAGCACUUGCCCUGCUGGUUGGAUCUCCCUGGUUGCCGUAUAGCCCUCGAUGGCUCAUGAUGCAGAACCGCUUUGACGAGGCCCACGAUGUCAUCAAGAGGCUUCACGCCACCAAGGGUGAUCCUCAUGAUAGUCUUGCUCGAAAAGAAUUCUACCAGAUGAAGAAACAGGUCGAACUUGACCGUCAGAUUAAGGCCACCACUUCGAAAUGGGAGAUUUUCAAAACUCCAGCAAACCGUCGGCGUGCUAUAGUCGGCUUCCUGCUCAUGUGGAAUAAUCAAUUCACGGGUGUCUUGAUUAUCGCCAACUAUGGUAUCCUCCUAUACAUUUCUCUCGGCAUGACUGGCUAUAUGCCGCUAUUGCUCACCUCGCUCUGGGUCACUUCCACCCUACCAGGAAACUUGUUCUGUGCUUUCUAUGUCGAAAGAUUCGGCCGUCGAAAGUUUAUGCUCAUUGGUCUGACUGGCAUACUCGUCUCAUUGAUCUGCGAGAUUGCGCUUCAAGCAACCUACCUUGGAACUACCAACCGAGCGGGCCAAAACGCUGCCAUAUUUUUCAUCUUCCUAUUCAUUACUCCUUUCUGGAGCACAUUUAUGGACGCUAGUCAAUUUCUCUACCUCUCCGAGAUCUUCCCGACCCACAUUCGCAGCCAAGGUAUGGGUGUCGGUAUGUCUGGCCUAUAUCUGGCAGAUAUCAUCCUGCUCGUCGCCGGACCUAUUGCACUGGAUAAGAUUGGCUGGAAGUUCUUCCUCGUCCUUAUCGUGCCGACCGCAUUCAAUAUCGCCUUUGUAUACUUCUUCUGCCCAGAGACCAAGGGGCGCAGUCUGGAAGAUAUCAAUGCCCAAUUUGGAGAAGCUGUUGCUAUUCGUUUCUAUGGCGCGUCGGCUGAAGAACAAGCCGAACUUGAGAAGGCUGCGAUGGAAGAUGAGGAGAAGGAACUCCACGGUGGUGGUCACGGGACAUUGGAUGACAAAGCUGCAACUACUCAACAAGAAGUUGUAACAGCCGCGAAGGCAUAG